GUCUGGUACUAAUAUACUUUAAAGUUCUUCAGGGUUUACUAGUUAUCUUCUGCUUGAGGGGGUUUAUUUGCCUUCUGCAGUGGAAUGGAAUGGGUGCAUUGUGGCGGAGUGAGUGCAUGGUGGCAGUGGCAGUGAGAGUAAGUGCGAGUGAGAUUGGGAGUCAGGGGGGGAUGGAAUGGAUGGCAUGUUGCAUUUUGUGGGAUUUGAUGGUAUGCUUAGAUGUGUAUUUCUUGAAUGAUUCUUAUGCAGGAGAAAAGUUAGUAUUUGGGGGCGAGAAUGGGGAGUUUCUUCGUGUAGAAUGAUGACUUGUGAUGGUGGUUGAUGGAUGUGGAUUGAUGUUUGCUUUGUUUGCUUGAGUAUCUGGUGAUGGCUUCACUUUCCCUUCCACUUCCGGCUUCUCGCUCUCUCUUCCCCGCUGUUCACUGCCCCA
Messenger RNA from Aspergillus welwitschiae, 430 nucleotides. RefSeq lists its product as uncharacterized. The coding region runs from base 90 to 302 and encodes 70 amino acids. The record is from RefSeq and is a predicted model, not a curated record. The transcript has a single exon. NCBI's taxonomy places the organism in Eukaryota, Fungi, Ascomycota, Eurotiomycetes, Eurotiales, Aspergillaceae.